AUGAAUGCUGAAGACUAUAUCCUUCAUCCCGACUACGAUAACGAAAGACUUUACAACGACAUAGCCAUCGUAAGGCUUCAGCGAGUAGCGCCGUAUACAAACUACAUCCGACCAAUAUGCCUGCCGCCUCUCGACAUAGAUAAUCCAGAGUUAACCAACCUAAAACUAGCAGUAGCCGGUUGGGGUCGCAACGGCCGCUACAAAUCCAACAUUAAACAAUCAACAGUGGUCAAUUUAGUCCCACAGAAGAGCUGUAGGAACUCCUAUCCGAAUUUGAAUAGGAAUCAAGUGUGCGCCGCCGGUUAUUCGGGUGAAGAUACUUGCAAAGGGGACUCUGGUGGGCCUUUGAUGAUGAACUACAAUGAUAAAUACUACUUGUCCGGAGUGGUCAGCGGAAAGAGGGCGGACGCUCCUUGCGGCACAUCCGUACCUUCUCUGUACACUAAUGUAUAUCGAUACCUACCAUGGAUACGUAGUGUAAUAAGAAAUUAA
Diatraea saccharalis (sugarcane borer) is the source of this 492-nucleotide messenger RNA. NCBI's taxonomy places the organism in Eukaryota, Metazoa, Arthropoda, Insecta, Lepidoptera, Crambidae. The record is from the annotation of a GenBank genome assembly.